Molecule: messenger RNA, 4244 nt
Organism: Anoplopoma fimbria (sablefish)
Lineage: Eukaryota; Metazoa; Chordata; Actinopteri; Perciformes; Anoplopomatidae
Product: E3 ubiquitin-protein ligase RNF31-like
Exons: 25
Coding region: 321-3614 (1097 amino acids)
Biological process (GO): protein linear polyubiquitination
Cellular component (GO): LUBAC complex
Molecular function (GO): linear polyubiquitin binding; zinc ion binding; ubiquitin protein ligase activity
Source: RefSeq, a predicted model, not a curated record
CAGUUGAAUUCAUGAAUCCUGUGAAGCAGUGGUUCCUCACUAUAAGUUGGGAGCGAGUUUUGGAAAUCCCCCUUUUAUUUUGAAAAUAACUCGGGGACAGGAAGUGGAGCCGGAACAUAAAACGUCGAACAGGAGUUCCGCCUUUAAAGCUGUGCUGUUGUUGUCAGCUCCGGAGGCAGCACGGAACUUAUAAAGGUGACACAUUUUACCACUGAAACGCAUUUUUAAUAAAACAUCUUAUUUUUGAGAACAUAAUUACUUGUGGCUGUCACGCCGGAGCUCGUUUAUCCUGAAGCCGAUCCGACGGACACUUUAGCAGCAUGAGCAGCAGCCCUGCGUCGGUCCAGAUGGAGGAGGUCCAGAGGAGAGCCCUGUCGCUCCUCUCCUCCUCGGGUUUAGCCCAGGAUGUGAAGGCGGAGGUCCAGGCCAUGGCCGCCAUCCUCCUGCCUCUGUCGGAGAAGUACCGUCACUUGGGAGUGGAGGCCAUGUUGAGGGAGAACAUGGCCUGCCGCAACACACAGGAGGUUCUGGAGUCUUUGAGUCGACUGGUCAAGGCCUUGAGUAUCCUGGAGAAGUACGGCUGUAACCUGACGAGUCCCGCCAGGCCCAGAUACUGGAGGAGCGUCAAGCACAACAACCCCGUGUUCAAAACCACCGUGGAUGCCAUUAAGGGCGGCCGGACAGUCUUGUUUCUGUACGGUUACACCAAUCAGCAGAUCGAUGGCCUCAGUUUCCCCGACGACGUCAGCGAACCGGACACCGCGAAAGUUGCCGCGGUGACGCUGGAGGUCAUGACCUUACGCACAGAGGUGGACAUGCUCGUUAAGGGCACCCAUCCUCACCCAGAAAACUUCAGAGAUAUCAUCCCAUUCAUCAUCCAGCAGGGUCAGCUGGUGCCUGACGCUGUGGUCAUCCCGCUUGGAGACGAGCAGCAGGUCGUCAAACCCCGGGUUCCGUCUCUUCCACCUAAGCCCACUCUGGGCCCCGGAGGACAACCUCUGAAACCGUCAACAGUGAGUAACUGUAAUCUGUGCGGCACCUCCUCGUCUCUGGUUUGCCCGUCUUGUGAAAAUCAAACUUUCUGCGACGAGUGUGACAACGUCUUUCACCGCCACCCCUCCAGAGCCAAUCACAAGAGAGACAAAAUACACAAGACCCAACAGGGAAUUUGCACCAUCUGUGGGAUUUCUGCGGUGCACGCUCAGUGCUCCACCUGCGUCCAGAUGUUGUGUGAGAACUGUGACAAGCUUUUCCACUCACACCCCGACCGCAAAGGACACAACAGAACUUUUGUUACUCCAGCCAAAACAUCCAGUCUUUCUCUGUCGCCGUGGGAGUGUGCUCACUGCACGACGGUGAACGAGAUGCGAGCCGUCCUCUGCUCGACCUGCGAGCGGCCUCGACUCGCCACGGCUGCUUCCACCGCUCAAGAAAGCCCGAUGUCGGUCCCUACAUCUCCCAACACAGAGUGGCAGUGUCAGAGCUGCACAGUCGUGAAUCAAGGCAGCAGCAUCCUCUGUGAGGUGUGUGAGCGCCCCCGUCUGGCCACUCGGCCACCCGUCGCACCACUGCCGUCCAGCCCCGGAUCCCUGUCUGACUCCGGAACGAAGUGGAUGUGCGAGUUCUGUACCUACGUAAACACCAAUCCCACCGUGGUGUGCGAGAUGUGCAACCUGUCCUGCAAAGACUCCGCUGGAGUUUCUCUGCCUCAGUCUCUCCAGCAGACUCCGUCCAGCGCCAAAGAACAACCGACGCUGAGGGUGAAGCCACAACCGAAGCCCAGAGUGGACGUGGAGGUGAAAAGACAGAAGAUGAUGAGGGAAGACGGCCUCCAUCUCGUCCAGCAGAUCAGAGAAGCAGAAAAGCGCGGCGUCAGUGCCGAGGAGGUCUACGCUGCCAUCUGCAUGUGCGGCGGCAGCAACACGAACCCCUGUGAUUGGCUGACGUCAGAGCUGCCUCACCUGCUGGAUGAGAUCUGCGCCAUGGCGGCUUCCGUCCAGGUGGAGAGAGACGGCGAGGAGGCGGAGCCGAGCGGUCCCAGUGGCACAGGGGAAGGCGGGAAGCUGUCCAGAGCCGAGGCCAAGCUGGCCUGGCUGUCGGCGGGAGGAGACACCGACAGAGCCGUGAGACAGCUGCUGAGAGACAGACAGGUCAAGAUGAAGGAGCUGCACUCUCUGGGCUUCAGAGACGUGUUGCGGUGCGAGGAGGCCCUGAGGCUGAGCGGAGGAGAGGUGAAGGGGGCUCUGUCUCUGCUGCAGCGCCCCCUGCUGGAGCCCUUCCACCAGCGCAUCUGGAUCGACCAGCCCGAGCCGCCGAUCGAUCCCAAACACCCGGACAAACAGAGGAUGUGCAGACGUCUGCUGGCGCUGUACGAACUGCCCAGUUGGGGGCGCUGCGAGCUCGUCCUCUCGCUGCUCCAAGAGCCGGGCGUCACCUACUCCCUGGAUGACGUAGUGCAAGCGGUGAAAGUGUCGCCCGACAAGGACUUCAUCAAGCGUCUGCUCAUCAACGAGUGUCCCUGCUGUCUGAGCAUCUUCCCCCGCAGCAAGAUGCAGUCGCUGACUUCCUGUCAGUGCUCCGUCUGCCACGAGUGCUUCGGGCAGCACUUCACCAUCACCGUGAGAGACAAACACAUCAGAGACAUGGUGUGUCCCGUCUGCAGAGAGCCGGACAUCAACGACCCGGAACAACUGGACAGCUACUUCUCCACGCUGGACAUACAGUUACGCAACUGCCUGGAGCCGGACGUGUACGAGCUGUUUCAUAAAAAGCUGACCGAGCACGCCCUGAUGAAAGACCCAAAGUUCCUGUGGUGCUGUCACUGCACCUCCGGGUUUAUCAAUGACGGAGACCAGCUGAAGGUCACAUGUCCGUCCUGCCGAAGGAGUUUUUGCGCUCAGUGCAAGAAACCUUGGGAGCCCCAGCACCAGGAUCUGUCCUGUGAGCAGUUCCAGCAGUGGAAGAGGGACAACGAUCCGGAGUACCAGAGGCAGGGAUUGGCCGGCUUCCUGAGAGACAACGGCAUCACCUGUCCUUCCUGCAGGUUCCAGUACGCUCUAACCAAAGGCGGCUGCAUGCACUUCAGCUGCUCCCAGUGCAGGUACCAGUUCUGCAGCGGCUGCAACAACCCGUACCACAAGACGGUGUGUAAGACGCCCCAGUGCAGUUACACCGGCCUACAUGCUCAUCACCCGCGGGACUGUCUCUUCUACCUCAGAGACUGGGAGCCGUCCCGACUACAGGCCCUGCUGCAGAGGUGUGGUGUGGAGUUCAACACAGAUCCUUCUAAUGGAACUCAAACUGAUGCUUGUUGUGUGAUGGAGCAGAAAGAUGAAGAAGGUCAGCAGAUUGAUUCACCGUGUGGCCUCCAAACACAGCCGGGACAAGCUGGACUCUGCGAGAAGCACUACCGGGAGUACCUGGUGAGCCUGAUCAACGCUCACUCUCUGGACCCCUCCCCCCUCUACGAGCCCAACGAGCUGAUCCGGACUUGUGAGCGGUACCUGGUGGACACGCAGAGAGCAGACAACGAGGACGACAACGGGUACAACGCCCGACUCCUCAAGAAACUGAUGGAGGUUCCUCUUGGAGAAAAAGUUCCUCGGAACAAAUAAAAAGGUUCCCUGAACAGAACGUCACCAGCUCAUCAAAAGCACUUAAACAACGAGUGUUGAAUCUGCAAUCAGCGCUGCGUUCGGCUGUUUUUAUUUAUUUAUCUGCAAAGUCAUUCUGGUCUCAAUCAAAAUAAGGAACUUUAAACUGGUGUCAGCUGAGGGUCAUUCAUGUUCUUCUGUCUGGUUUUCUUUCCUGUUCAUCGUCGCGAUGAGCUCAUUAUGGAACGGUUUCUUUGUGAUCUCAGUUUUCCUCUCUGACAGUUUUAAAUCCUUCAAAAUACUUAUUAAAACGAAUUUAUGUGAGGUAUGGAGUUGGAACAUUUUAAAUGAACGACAUGAAUGUUUGUUGAUUUAUCUUUUGCACUAGAAAGAAAAAAAAAAUAUGAUUAUAGAUUUCAAAUGAGCAAAAUUAUAUAAAUAAAUAUAAAAAAUAUAUAAAGGAUAAGAGUAUAGAUAUUUUAUCGGGUUUGUCUGUUUACUUUAUAAAUGUUGGGUGAAUAAAUACAUUAAUAAAUAAUGAUUAUUCUGAAGUGUUGAUUUAUUGACUUUGACCCAGCAUGUUUUAGCACUCUGAAAUCACAGUUUAAGUUUUUGUUAUACUUACUAUACUUUGUAAUACUAAAUUAAAUG